Rhizopus microsporus ATCC 52813 is the source of this 1677-nucleotide messenger RNA. Its product is annotated as MetAP 1. Gene Ontology annotation, biological process: proteolysis. NCBI's taxonomy places the organism in Eukaryota, Fungi, Mucoromycota, Mucoromycetes, Mucorales, Rhizopodaceae. Gene Ontology annotation, molecular function: metalloaminopeptidase activity. The coding region runs from base 275 to 1333 and encodes 352 amino acids. The transcript is spliced from 10 exons. The record is from RefSeq and is a predicted model, not a curated record.
GUCGUAUAGAGCCUUUUAUGUUCAUCUUUUAACUUGAGCUUUCUGCAGGAGCAAGAAAAAUUAGGUUGAGAAUAUUGAUAUUUGACAACCUAUUUAUGCGAUCCUUCAGAAUGCUUGUUUAUUAAAAAAGAAUUAAAAUGUGGUCAAAAAGACGACUGUUUACACUUGUCUUAAUAACCAGGAACAAAAAUAGUCUCCGCUGAGUGCUUUUCGGCAAGAGGCAAGGUGCAAGUAAACAGGAUAAAAUUUUUUGUGUUUUUUUCAAGUUUUUAAAAUGUUAGAGAAGCGCAUUUGUGCCUUUACCGAUUGUCAGAAUGAAGCCCAUUUACAGUGCCCUACUUGUAUCAAACUGAAUAAGACAGAAGGUUCAUUCUUUUGUUCUCAAGAUUGUUUCAAAAAGAGUUGGGGAACUCAUAAAGCAAACCAUGGCAACCACAGAGAACCAUACGAUCCUUUCAAGACAUUCAAAUACGCUGGGCCUCUUCGAGCAGUGUACCCUCUUUCACCUAGACGCCAAGUACCUCCAGAAAUUCAAAGACCUGAUUACGCUGAUACAGGAAUUCCUAAAUCAGAAUUCAUGGCCAAACGUUCUGAAAUCAGAGUUUUAAAUGCCGAUGAAAUCGAAGGUAUCAGGAAGGCUUGCCAGAUUACCCGCGAAGUACUAGAGGUUGCAGCCAAGGCGGUACGCGUUGGUAUUACAACUGACGAAAUAGACAGAAUUGUUCAUGAAGCCACAAUUGAACGUGGUGCGUAUCCCUCGCCUUUGAAUUACAAUUACUUUCCUAAAUCAUGCUGCACGUCAUUAAACGAAGUUAUUUGCCAUGGUAUCCCCGAUCAACGACCCUUAGCAAACGGUGAUAUAAUUAAUAUUGAUGUGAGCUGUUACUAUAAUGGCUUCCACGGAGACGCUAAUGCAACCUAUCUUGUCGGUGAUGUUGAUGAGGUUGGACAAAAGCUCGUUAAAGUAACCCGUGAAUGCUUAGAUUUGGCGAUUGCUGCUGUCAAACCCGGAAUCAGAUACCGUGAUUUUGGCAAAAUCAUUGAAGACCACGCAACCAAACAUGGCUUCUCAGUCGUUCGUGCCUUUUGUGGACACGGUAUCAACCAACUCUUCCACUGUGCUCCGGACGUACCUCAUUAUGCCAAUAAUAAAGCAAUUGGCGUUGUCAAACCAGGUCAUAUCUUUACCAUAGAACCAAUGAUAUGCGAAGGCGUGCAUCAAGAAUUGAUGUGGCCUGACGGAUGGACGGCAACUACAAAAGACGGAAAACGCUCAGCACAGUUUGAGCACACGCUACUGGUUACUGAAACUGGUGUAGAAAUUUUAACUUGAGUACAGUAAAAAGUAAAGUAAAAAUAAAAUUGGCGCGGAGUCCAGUGUGAAUGCCAAGAACCCUAUUCUGUGUGAGUGCAAACUUUCGGCAUGUUUUUCCAGCCUUUUGUAAUUCUUCAAUGGCCGAAUUAUAAGCUUUAGUGGUGGUACCUAGGAUGCUGUGUUCAUUACCCGUCUUUUCUAGUAGAUUUCUUUUAAUAUUUGCUAAUUAGGUUAAGAAAGGAGUUGUGCAUUGUCUUGGAAGAUUUGGAGCAUUUUUUAAUGAUGAAACAACAGUCAGGGUAAGCCCCUUUGGCAUUGAAAAAGAACCUUUUUAUGCAGAUACAGUGAUUUGCGUUUGAAAA